GCUAACAGAAAUAGAAUGACAAGUAAACGGCCCAUAACCCUAGCCGCUAUUUUCUACCCGAUUUUGCUCUCUGUCUGGCGAACAGAAAGAAGGAAAAGAAACCUUUUUUUCGAUACGACGCGGAGACCGAGAGAAAGAAGCGACGGCGGAGGCGAAGGGAGUACGGCGGUGUACGCCGUGAUGAAGAUCGACGGCGGCAGAGGUAAGAUCGGUUUUCUUAUGCAUGUCGAUUUAGGGGGUUUUCCAAUUGUGAUUUGAUUUCGAUUUGGGUCUUGGGUUUUGUUCUCGAUCGAGGGAAAGGAGCACGUGGUCGCGGCCGGCGAAAGACUUACCGGCGAUGGACACGGCGGCGGUUCUGGGUAUCACCGACGGUGAGGGGACGAGGAAAAGCGAACUGAGG
This is a messenger RNA of Linum tenue, 400 nucleotides long. NCBI's taxonomy places the organism in Eukaryota, Viridiplantae, Streptophyta, Magnoliopsida, Malpighiales, Linaceae. The record is from the annotation of a GenBank genome assembly.